Molecule: messenger RNA, 2529 nt
Organism: Malania oleifera
Lineage: Eukaryota; Viridiplantae; Streptophyta; Magnoliopsida; Santalales; Ximeniaceae
Exons: 8
Coding region: 571-2280 (569 amino acids)
Biological process (GO): metal ion transport; transmembrane transport
Cellular component (GO): membrane
Molecular function (GO): metal ion transmembrane transporter activity
Source: RefSeq, a predicted model, not a curated record
GGCUUUCUUCUUUUCCCUCAAAUUAAAACGCGUCUUCUGCAUGUUCCCAGGAAAUAAUAUUUGCUUGAAUCCAACGCCCCCUGAGCACCCGUACGCAUGUCCAACCGUAUUAUCACUGCCGUCCCAACGGCAAAAGACGCGCACACAUUUCCGACCGUCACCACCGCUCCCUUUGCACGUUGAUUCUCUUUCUCUCUCUCUCUCUCUUCACGGGCAUUUCAAUCGGCGGAAGGCCAUCGCGAGCUGCAUGGGUUGAAAGACUGAAUUGCAGCUUUACACUGCUAAUCAACACAAGUUGUAAUACCUAAUGCUCCAUUUCUUGUGUUUGAAUAUGUGUUCCUUGAUAACCAGUUUCAACAUGAGUUUUUGAACAUGCAGCUUGAGUUUUGAGGCAAAAAAUGCCAAAUGUGGCAUUUAUCAGAAGAUAGACUCCUAUGAAGAGUUAUGUUUCUAAUUCUUUUCAUGCGCUCACCCUUCUUAAGACAUUGAUUUUCAGUCACCAAGCAAAAACACAAUUGCCACAUGAUUGAGUAUUGAGAUUCUGAGGGCCUCACAUAUGUGAAAUAAAAAAUGAGUGAUGUAGGUGCUGAUUGCCCUAUUUUAAAGGCCAAUAAAAUGAAAAAACCUGAGGGUGAUGGAAGUCACUGUGCUAAAGAUGCCAUGCCUGGCUGUGAUCUUUGGACAGAUGGACUUAUUUGUGCUUUUGAGUUUGUCCAAAGUGAUAGGAAGACAAUGGGGUCAAACUCUUAUUCCAAGAUCCAUAGCACAGGACAAACAGAUGGGGAUAAUUCAGAGAAACAAGUGCAUACCUGUGGACUAAUUGAAGCUUCUGCGCCAAAAAUGGAGGGGAAUACUUCACUGGAGUCUGUAUCCUGUGCUAAGACAGGGAGCAGUCAGACUAUUUCUUUAGAUGCCCUCAAAGAUAAUCAGACCUAUGAAUCACACUCUUUUAAAAACAUGGAAAGAUUCUCACGUGGUCAUUGGGUACCAAUUGGGUGGGCGAGAAUUUCUGAGCUUGUUCAAUUGGUGCAAAUCAAUUCUGGCUGGGCUUCACAGCAGUUUGAGUUCAUGGAUGAAGAUGAUCUUACUGUUGCUGAUUUAGCAGCUCCUUACUGGGAGCGACCAGAAGGGCCCACAUGGUGGUGCCAUGUGUCUGCAAGUCACCAGUUCAUCAGUACAUGGCUUCAAAAUGCUCAAUGGUUACAUCCUGCCAUCAGCGUUGCUUUGAGAGAUGAAAGUCGGCUAAUAAGUGAGAGGAUGAAAUACCUUCUAUAUGAGGUUCCAGUUAGGGUUGCUGGAGGUCUAUUGUUUGAGCUGUUAGGGCAAUCAGUUGGUGAUCCAUAUGUUGAUGAGGAUGACAUCCCCAUAGUACUUAGAUCUUGGCAAGCACAGAACUUUCUAAUAACUGCAUUGCAUGUUAAAGGAUCUGCAUCAAGGAUAAAUGUAUUGGGUAUCAUAGAAGUUCAGGAACUUCUUUCUGCCGGUGGUUAUAAUGUACCAAAGACAGUGCAUGAACUCAUAGCACAUUUGGCUAGCCGACUUUCUCGAUGGGAUGAUAGACUAUUUCGCAAACAUAUUUUUGGCGAGGCGGAUGAAAUUGAAUUGAAAUUUAUGAACAGGAGAAAUCAUGAAGAUCUGCAACUUUUCAGUGUAAUUCUAAACCAAGAAAUCAGAAGGUUAUCAACACAGGUUAUCCGAGUAAAAUGGUCACUUCAUGCUAGAGAAGAGAUUAUUUUUGAGCUUCUGCAACAUUUGAGGGGAAAUGUGGCCAGAAGCUUGUUGGAGGGCAUAAGAAGGAGUUCGAGGGAAAUGAUAGAGGAGCAAGAGGCAGCUCGUGGGCGCCUGUUUACAAUUCAAGAUGUUAUGCAAAGCACUGUCCGUGCAUGGUUGCAGGAUAGAAGCCUUCGAGUUACCCAUAAUUUGGCUGUUUUUGGGGGUUGUGGGCUUGUUCUUUCCAUCAUCACUGGACUAUUUGGAAUUAAUGUCGAUGGAAUCCCUGGAUCAGACAGUACACCAUAUGCGUUUGGUCUAUUUUCAGGCAUUCUCUUCGUAAUUGGAGCUGUGCUGAUUGCAAUUGGAUUGCUUUACCUUGGUUUAAAAAAGCCUAUCACUGAUGAGCAAGUUGAAGUUAGGAUGUUGGAGCUGCAGGAGUUUGUAAAGAUGUUCCAGCAUGAGGCAGAGACUCAUGCCCAGGUUCGUAAAUCUGUUUUGCGGCACAACUUGCCGCCGACUGCUGCAGGUGCACUCCCAGAUGGUGCAGACUAUUUUCUCAUCCGUUGAAAACGAUCUUUCAAUUUCGUUGUUUCAUUUAGGUAGGUAAUUGUGGGUCUCCAAUCUCCAUGAGGGGACCUAAGAAGGCAGAGAAUUUUGGUACUGUUAUUCUGUAAAUAAUAUAUAGGAGGUGGCGGAUACGGCAAGGUCUGGAAGAUGUGAUCUGGCUCUUCAUGUUUCCUUUGGCAUGCAUCAUGCAAUUGCUGUCUUGUCAACCAAAAACAUCCUUACGGCAAUAAACAAAUAAGUUUCGGUAAA